UUCAGUGUGUCACCAGUACAGAUGAAGCCCUCUUUGCUGCUUCUGUGUCCCCUCUGGCUGUUCAGCCUCACGUUUCUCUUGUGGCCAUCAGAUUCAGCACAAGGCACCUCCAGCCUAACUUGUUGGUACGACUCGCGGGCAGCUCUCUUCUGUGACUGGAACCCAGGCAGGGACUUGGUUGAAGCACCAUGCCAGCUGGAGAUUUUAUCAAAGUUAGCUUUUUGUGACAGGUUAGUUCCUUUACCUGAGCACUGUGAAUUACCCAAGGCAGAACACAUGACAGGACUGAGGAGAUGCAUCAAGACCUUCAGCAAAAACAGUAAUACUCAAUGCUUCACCACUGCAGAUCGUCUUACCAUGUCUGUCCGUUGCCAGAUUGGGGAGAAUAGGUCUAUACCUGUGCGAAUAGAAGAUUUCAGUCCACUUGCAAAUAUAAAGCUGAGGCCUCCAGGAAAUCUUCAGCUGGUUAGCAAAACUAAAAACACCUACAACUUAACAUGGAGCCUGAAUAUUUCCUCUCACUAUUUGGAUGGGGAGCGGGAAUACCAAGUGCGGUACAGAACAAUGAGUCAGUCCUGGAAGGAUGCCAGGAACUUCACCAUCAUGCAGGACCAGAUGUGGGUGGUAUUUGAGAGCCUCUCACCUGACUUGAAAUAUGAGGCGGCUGUCCGUGCAAGGCCAAGUGCCUUAAGUACCUACAAAGGCGUGUGGAGUGACUGGAGCGAGACAAUACUGUGGAGGACACAUGCUGACCAAACAUCCCAGCCAGUCAUGCCAGAUCUUAUAGUGGGCAGUUGCAUCUUCGUGAUCAUUGGGACUGCCUUCCUUAUUAACUUAUGGACCCUGAAAUGGUUUAAGAAGAUCCUGAAGAUUAACAUCCCAGACCCUGAGAAAUUCUUUCCCCCACUCGUUUCGGUUCAUGGAGGUGACAUUCAGAAAUGGCUCUCCUCUCCAUUCUCCACAUCUUCCUACUGUGUGAACAGCACAACCCCGGAGAUCUCCACGCUUGAGGUGAUGCAGAAGAAUGACCAGGAAUCCCAGCUUCUACUUUCCAAGGGAACCCUGACUCCUGAUCCUCCCUUGGAAACCAGUGGGCACUCUCUAUCCAGCUGCUUCACAAACCAAGGCUACUUCUUCUUCCACCUUUCCAACUCCUUUGAGAUUGAGCCCUGCCAGAUCUACUUCACCUAUGAGCCUUUCACUCAGGAGGGCAGUGGUAGUGAGAAUGGGGAGUCUUACCAUGCUCUCCCCUCCCCAGACCUCUGCUCACUGGCAGAGAACAUGCCUGUGUUUUCCCACAACUUCAUUCACUGUGUCAAGGUGACCCGGGGUGUCCAAAACAGCUCCUUUGUGGAAGAGAGAGAAGGUGAAGCCCAGCAGGCCAUGGCUAUUUCUAGGCCUGUCCAGUCAAGUGAAGGCACCUCACCAACACCGGUUCUGAAACAGGAUGAGAAGGUGAUGGAUAAAGAAGCUUUACAACCUGCUGAGGUUGUAAAGUGCCAGCUGGACACUGACUUUCCUGUCCCAUUAGACCUGCAUGACAGCAAUACUAUCAAUAUAAUGGAGGGGAGUGGGAGGGCAAGCCCUCUGACUGAACCCUGUACACCAGCAGCACAUACUCCCUCUUCUUUCUCUCAGCCUCCACCUCUAAGACAAAGCCAAGAUGAGGAUCCAUGCAGAAUAGCCUUCUCCAGCCAGUUCCCAAACACUGGUGCCUACCUUUCCCUGAGGGACCUCCAAAGCCAGUACAACCAUUGUUCUGUUUAAGAUCUGCCUGGAGGAAACCCACAGAUGGAGAAGGCCUUUUCUGUAGGGAAGGUUAGUUUUUCUAUUUAGGACAUGAAUGUGACUUUGGCAUCAAACCCAUUGGGACUGUUCUUUAAUGAGGCUGGAGAACAGUUACUCUAGAGGUCUGCAAAACCAGGUGUAAAUUCAUGGAUGGCUACCUAGGUAACACUAGUUCCCAAGGUAAGGUGUUAGUGAAAUAAACUGCUGGAAAUGAAAGAACAUUUUGCAUGGACAUCUGUACUAGUGAGUAGUAAAGCAACACAUGGAGAAUGAUAAAAGCACAUAAAAGCUGUUCAUGGCUACACAGCUAAUGGAGAUGUAUAUGACUGAUCCUUAGGCAUACAAGCUGACAAGGACUCACCUUCAUACCUGUUUCUCUGCUAUUACUGGAUCCAAUGGCAUAGAAACCCCUUCCCACACUGCUCAAGUGCCAUUCCAAACCUCAACAGCUUGUUUUUUCUUUACCAGCUCCCAGUAGGAGGCUGUGCCAACACUUCCAUGCUCUCUAUCUCGGUGUAAAAUAGCACUCAGAUUUGAGGCUGACAAGGCACAUGGUCCGUUUGCCUCAUCCCAGCCUAAAAACCUCUAAUGGGAGGGAGAAAUGUCUGAAGAAGUGGAUAUGAGAUUUUGUACGAGGGAUAGUAGCACUGCAAGUCAGUGCUGGGGCUGAUGAUGAAAGGGAUGAAGACAUCUCCUCCUGAGUGAGCAAGGGUGUAAUUUUUUUCUGUGGUGUCCCCACUUCUGUUUUUAAUCAGAGAUUACAUUCUGAGCUACUCAGUCCAGCUUUAGACUUGAGUCUCUAAGGUCAGCUCAGAGCCACAACUGUGUCAGCUGUCUAAGCAGUGCAAUGUAAAAAGAAAUCCCCAUUAUUGAGUUAAAAAUACUGGGGAAAUCCCCUCCCCCACCCUUCUUUCCCUCAGGUGUGAUGAUGGCAGUAAGAAGAACACACACAAUUUCCCAUUCUUGCUGCAAUAUUUUUCAUGAAAUCGAAAGCCUCUCUGCCCUGCUGGCAGAAUACAAUUAUUUGACUAUGAUAAGAUGAUUGCAGAAUAGUUCAUCCCACAUCCUGUAUUAGUGGAAAACAUCACAACGGUGCUGCCCAUUCCUUCCAUUGCUCAAGAGAAACCAUUGCCUAAGUAGUGACAAAGAUGUGGUGAAUGAACCCAGAAAACUAACCCACAAAUCAGCACCUUUGCUGAAAAGAAAACCUCAAUCCACUCACAAAGAAUGGGGAUAGCAAAGACUACGUUUUUUUUCUUUUUCCUCUGCAUUUGCUGAUCUGGGUUGAGAAAAUGCAACACAGAAGAAAAAGUGGCAAGGCAAAGGAAGACAAGCUGUUCUGGUUGCAUCCAUUCCUGCAUUCAACAUCUGUACUGUCCACUUUCUCACCAUAUUUCUGGACUAUGCAGCAGUGGGAAAAUACCAGCCCUGUGGUAAAGAUUUGUUAUAUCUAAGAGUUGCUAUGUCAAAAAGAUUGGGAAUAUUGAUCUUGUUGGUACUUCUGUCACCCCUGUGAGUAUCACCCAGAACUGAUUCUUCCCUACCUCUGUCUGCACAAGCGUCAAGCUUCCUCUUUGUCUUUCGGUCCCACACUAUUACCUGACCUUGCAUUAUACAGCCUGAAUAUCAUGAUUCCCAGCUACAGGGUCACCCACGGACUUGGAUUUCACCUCAAAAGAUCUGCUCAAAGGAGUUUAGCCUGCCUGCAGCUCAGAAGGCUGGGGGAGCUAUACCUCUCUUAUCAUCAGCUUCUUCAUCACCUGCAACUAGACAUGGACUGCUCCUUUGUCUCCAGGAGACAGCAGGUGAAAAAGACCCCACAGCUUCCCAGAUAAGGAAACACAAGUCUUGCCCAGCUUUUUGCUGUACUUUGACAAUCUUCUCAGAUGGAUUUCAGAAAGAGACACUGAAUCCCAUGAUGAGUAAUUUACUAUCUUACAUGGGCUAAGGAUCCUAGCUCUACUGGUGGUUAUCCUGUCCCAGUGUAGAUCUUCAUAAGCUUUCCAAUUAUUCUUGCUGCUAAGAUGAGUACAAAAGAAAAACAUUGUCUCCUUGUAAAUAAAAGGA
This is a messenger RNA of Athene cunicularia (burrowing owl), 3855 nucleotides long. It is a transcript of the gene IL2RB, whose product is annotated as interleukin 2 receptor subunit beta. Gene Ontology annotation, molecular function: cytokine receptor activity; protein binding. NCBI's taxonomy places the organism in Eukaryota, Metazoa, Chordata, Aves, Strigiformes, Strigidae. The record is from RefSeq and is a predicted model, not a curated record. Bases 22 to 1767 code for a protein of 581 amino acids. The transcript is spliced from 9 exons. Gene Ontology annotation, cellular component: external side of plasma membrane; membrane. Gene Ontology annotation, biological process: cytokine-mediated signaling pathway; immunoglobulin mediated immune response.